CUCUACUCGUUUCAUUUAACGAUGUUAGAUUAGGUUCAGAUAGAUAGAGAGAGUGAGUGAGUCUCUUAUAGAGAGAGAGAGAGAGAGAGAGAGAGAGAGAGAGAGCUCUUUUUGUUUUUGGUUAUCUUUUGGAGGUUUAUCUCUUUCUUUUUGUAGGUACUGAGGAAGAGGAAGAUUCUGUGUGUGGGCUUCACUUAGCCGAAGAGCGUACAAUUCAGGCAAGGUCUUGAAGUCGGAGUGUAUAAGAUUACUUAGGAGUUGCUGUUUCGACUGAAGAAAUGGAGGUAUAUGGCAAAUCUAUGGUUGCAGGUCCUGCAAAUGUUAUUUAUCUGUCAAGUAUAUUGGGCCAAGAGGGUCCAAUUACUGUUCACAAAUGCGACUGGAAAUGUGAAAAUGAACAUGUUUGUGGAAACAUGUAUCGCUGCAAGCUAACAGGGCUCACUCACAUCUGUGAUAAAAACUGUAACCAGAGAAUUCUGUAUGACAACCAUAGCUCCCUUUGUCGAGCUAGUGGUCAAAUUUUCCCUCUUACGCCAGCAGAGGAGCAAGCGGUGAGAGGUGUUCGAAGAAAGCUUGAUGCAGAGAAUUCUCCUUCUGAUAGCUGUGGUUUUAAGCGUAGACGGGAUGCCAAAUUACAUCCUUCUCCUUUUGAGAAAUCUUUCUCUGCUGUCAGUCCUAUCUGCAGCCAAGUUGGAGAUGGCAUGGAUAUGAGCUAGAUAUAUGUUAUAUAACUGAAAAGACUUAUCAUUUCUCUUGUCCUUUUGAUUUUAUUUCUUUUCCCUUUUUCUAUCAGAUGAGUAUGAAUAACAGAACUUGAACGAUUAUGGAUUACUUAGUGGUGGACAAGCUGUAUGUCCAUCUAUUGUAGGGGAACUCCUUAUAUUUCUAGUAUUAAUGGAAUGUAGUGCUUAAAGUAACUUGACUGUUGAAUGGGGAUUUGAGCAGGCUCUAUUUAGUAUUCAGAUGUAUAUGAAAUCUGAAUUGACUUCAGUUUCUUGCUAACCCUAAUGAGAAGCAGACUAUUGUAGCUGGCUGCAGGAUGCAUUCCUUCAACUAUUAUGAUGCUUGAAUUUGAUUUAGGACCUGAAUGGUGUACUAUGUAUCAACAUUGUACUUAACUAUAAACCUUCUGUAGCUGGCUGUUAAGUUUCUCGUGUAUCUGUAAUCACAGGACAGUGCUAUUCCAGUAUUAGUGUACUCGAUACUAAUACUAGUACUAUUGAGUUGUAUUAUUUUACUUCUUUUGUUUCUCUUAAUUCCAUUAGAACAGCACUCAAUUAUCAAACUUGUCCCUUGGGCAAAUUUUCAGUUUUGCUCAGGGUUUUGUAGGUUUCCUUGACCUUACGUAGGCUCAGGUUCUCUCCAGUUCCUCAUAUGAACAGAUUUGUUGUAUAUCUGAAAACUAAUUUUAGUUUUGCUGCCUAACUCUUCCUAGUUCUGUUGCAGACUCAACGAAGAUGAUAUAUUUCACAUUUUCUUCAAUCUCAUUUUUCUAUUAUCGUUUCUUUCCAUUAUUUGAUUGAUGGCUGCUUGUCUGAGUUUGAUGUCGC
Gastrolobium bilobum is the source of this 1550-nucleotide messenger RNA. RefSeq lists its product as uncharacterized. Lineage: Eukaryota; Viridiplantae; Streptophyta; Magnoliopsida; Fabales; Fabaceae. The transcript has 2 exons. The record is from RefSeq and is a predicted model, not a curated record. Bases 279 to 716 code for a protein of 145 amino acids.